CAGCAUGCCAAACACGACCAAAUCAAACCCUGUAUAUAUAUAUACAUCAAAGUGAUAACUAAAUCCCCUUCAUUUUAGCACUGCAAGUUCAGGGCAUUCUUAAAUCUUUGAAGCCAUGUUUAGAGCUCUAAGCACACGUGGCGGUGGCGGUGGUGGUGGUGGAUAUGAGCGGUUGGUGGAUGAGUCCUCCGGCGGUCUUUUAGAGGCGAAGUUGAAUAGAGUCACAAGCUUGCCAGCUAAGCUGUUUGGUUCAUCGUCGACGAAAUUGACUUCGGAGUUCAAUUUUCCAGCGAAUUUUCCGGCGAAGCAAGCGAAGAAGGUUAUUCACCCGUGGUUUGGAUUGUUCGACAGGCGCCGCCGGAGGAAGAAAGCGACGGCUAAGCCGGAAGUAGCUAGAUAUUUGGAGUAUGUGAAGGAAGGAGGUGUAUGGGAUGUGAAUUCUAAUAUGCCUGUAAUUUACUACAAAUGAAGGUUUAAUUGUUAUUUA
Camellia sinensis is the source of this 487-nucleotide messenger RNA. Lineage: Eukaryota; Viridiplantae; Streptophyta; Magnoliopsida; Ericales; Theaceae. The record is from RefSeq and is a predicted model, not a curated record.